Molecule: messenger RNA, 2195 nt
Organism: Betta splendens (Siamese fighting fish)
Lineage: Eukaryota; Metazoa; Chordata; Actinopteri; Anabantiformes; Osphronemidae
Gene: bckdhb
Product: branched chain keto acid dehydrogenase E1 subunit beta
Exons: 11
Coding region: 256-1413 (385 amino acids)
Biological process (GO): branched-chain amino acid catabolic process; response to nutrient
Molecular function (GO): catalytic activity
Source: RefSeq, a predicted model, not a curated record
CAAAAGUAGUGGCACAUUUUGUUGACGUUUUAGGGGAUAUAAGUGUAUUUUACCAUAUUUAAGACGGAGUAGUAUCAACUCUUGUGCAUAGUGAACAAAUCGUGUUUGGCUUGUUUAAGCCUUAGUUGGAAGUAGGAUUUCGAUAAUGUGAGUUGGGUUUUGUUUGUUAGCGGAUAGUGUAGUGACGCGCGCUAUUUUAGAAGAUCUUCACGCAUUUAUUCAUUUUGCCCUUCCUGCCCGGUCAUAACAACAGUCAUGGCGGCUGCUGCACGGUUCUUCAUCCGAGGUGCAAACUCCAAACUUGCCACUACCAACUCUUUUGGAGCCAGUCUGCUCAAAUUGUCACCCAGCUGCAGUUCUCGGACAAAAACACAGCAACGACAUGCAGCACACUUUACUUUCCAGCCUGACCCCGUCCCGACACAAUAUGGUCCCACCCAGAAGAUGAAUUUGUUCCAGUCAAUUACGAGUGCCUUGGACAACACACUAGCAAAUGAUCCCACAGCAGUCAUCUUCGGUGAAGAUGUGGCUUUCGGUGGGGUAUUCAGAUGCACAGUUGGCCUGAGAGACAAGUAUGGUAAGGAUAGAGUCUUCAACACUCCCCUCUGUGAGCAAGGGAUUGUGGGAUUUGGUAUUGGUGUAGCUGUGGCUGGUGCCACAGCCAUCGCAGAGAUCCAGUUCGCAGACUACAUCUUUCCUGCUUUUGACCAGAUAGUCAAUGAAGCAGCCAAGUACCGCUACCGCUCUGGAAACAUGUUCGACUGCGGCAACCUCACGAUUCGGGCUCCGUGGGGAUGUGUCGGUCAUGGAUCCUUAUACCACUCUCAAAGCCCCGAGGCCUUCUUUGCCCACUGUCCUGGCAUCAAGAUUGUAAUACCUCGGGGACCAGUGCAGGCAAAGGGGCUACUUCUCUCCUGCAUCGCUGACAAGAACCCAUGUAUAUUCUUCGAGCCCAAGAUCCUGUACAGAGCAGCAGUGGAGCAGGUUCCCGUGGAGGCCUACGCCAUCCCACUGUCACAGGCUGAGAUCCUACAGGAGGGAAGUGAUGUCACUCUGGUUGCCUGGGGGACGCAGAUCCAUGUGGUGAGGGAGGUGGCCGCCAUGGCUCAGGAGAAACUGGGAGUCUCGUGUGAGGUCAUUGAUCUACAGACCAUCCUGCCCUGGGAUGUUGAAACCAUUUGCAAGUCAGUGGUGAAAACAGGGCGUUUGCUCAUCAGUCAUGAGGCACCAGUUACUGGAGGUUUUGCUGCUGAAAUCAGCUCGACAGUACAGGAGGAGUGUUUCCUGAAUCUGGAGGCUCCCAUCGCUAGGGUCUGUGGUUACGAUACCCCCUUUCCUCAUAUCUUUGAGCCAUUCUAUAUCCCAGACAAGUGGAAGUGCUUUGAUGCAAUCAAGAGGAUGAUCAACUACUGAAGCCCUGACAGAUGCAACGUCUGGUAGCUCCUGAGCUCCACCCCCACCCCGGUACACCCUCUCCUUUCCUGUUCAUUUAUCCACGCAGUGGAGAACAGCCAACGAGAGGCACUUUGUUGAUCAUCCAAUCAGGAAGCAGGAUCCAGAUGGGCUCCAUGUUCUCGUGUGUCUUCCAGCAGUUAAAACGACGCCAGUAGUAGUACCUCUCGAUUAUUCAAACAUAUAGACAAGUCAACUUCCUGCAGACCCUACAAUGAACCUUUACUUUCAAAAUAAUGUAAAUCGUUUCCUCUGAGACGAAAGUUGGAAACUGUGGACAUCACUGUAAUCGUCUGCGUGCUUUUCGGUUGCAUUGAAAUUAAACACUGCAGAGGUCCAAAUGUGAGCAGGCAGAUCAAAGAGCAACAGUGGGGGGUGGUGUGGAGGUGAGCAGGGCGAUAGAGGAGGAGGAAGUGUCAGGUCAGCUGGACGUUUAUACAGAAGUUUUGCUUAAAGGCGAAGUAGAAGCAAUACAUCCUAACCACGUUUCUGACUGUGGCACAAGUGUUACUUUAAGCACAAGACUUGCAUAUUUGUGCAUGCGUGGCAGUUACAAACAGGAACUCACAAGGUUGAAUCACAAAAUAUCAAUUGAGCAUUAAGGUUUAUAACAUGGACAUGAGCUUACCCUUGAUUGAAUGUGUCUUCUAUUUAGUUUGACAUGGAAACUGAAACUCACUGUAUUAAUAUGACGCACAUGGGGUUUUUAAAGAAAAUAAAUACAGUUGGAGCUGGUGAAGACA